AUGAUUGACCACACGACCAAGAUGCUCGCAACCGUAAUGGCACCAGAAUUCUGGAACGUUGAACAUCCGAUUCAGGGCCUUCUCCCGGAAGAUCCUGAAUCGGAUGUCGAACUACUGGGCGAUGACGUGGGGGUUCUGCUGCAGGUUCGUUCGCGCAGUCCGUCAGCGCGCCGCCGCAUCAUCGGCCUGCUAUUCCGCAUAUUGGGGCUGACGGCGCAUCAGAUCGUCCCAAUGGAGAUCUGCAGCAGACAGAGGUUAAAAGAGGUUAGCGACCCCAAUGUUCCCGACAUAUGCUAG
Molecule: messenger RNA, 297 nt
Organism: Penicillium concentricum
Lineage: Eukaryota; Fungi; Ascomycota; Eurotiomycetes; Eurotiales; Aspergillaceae
Exons: 2
Coding region: 1-297 (98 amino acids)
Source: RefSeq, a predicted model, not a curated record